AUUACUGCGGUGUAAUUGACACUUUUGGACAGCAGCUGAAGGUUCCCAGCCAGCAUACGUGCUUUGUGUCUUUCGUUGGGGUCUGUUGAACUGUAUUACUUUUGCUUAUUGGAGAGUUUUUGUUCAUUUAAGAGAUGUCUCCAUCAGUUCCACUCCAAGAAAUGAUCCGGGCCAUCAGGUCAGCUAGGACACAGUGUGAGGAGCGUGGCGUGAUCCAACGGGAGUGCGCUACCAUUCGAGCGCAAUUCAGACAAGCCGACAACGGGGGGCGAUCUCACAACCUGGCCAAGCUACUCUAUGUGCACAUGUUGGGCUACCCUGCCCACUUUGGUCAGAUGGAGUGCAUUCGCAUGAUUGCAAGCCCUCGCUACAGUGAGAAGCGUGUGGGAUACCUGGGAGCUAUGAUGCUGCUGGAUGAGAAGCAGGACGCCAGCCUGCUCAUCACCAACUCUGUCAAGAACGAUCUUUCUCACAGUAACCAGCAUGUGCAGUCUCUGGCUCUGUGCACGCUUGCUUGCAUGGGUUCACCAGAGAUGUGCAAGGAUCUGGCUCCAGAGAUUGACAGGCUGCUUCGAACCGCCAACUCCUACAUAAAAAAAAAGGCUGCACUAUGUGCUGUUCACAUGGUGAGAAAAGUUCAGGAUCUUGGGGAAGUGUUUGUCCCCGCUGCUCGUUCGCUCCUCGCUGAGAAGAAUCACGGCGUGUUACAUGGCGCUGUGGUGCUCAUAACCGAGCUCUGUGAGAGGAAUCCAGAGACACUGGAACAGUUCCGAAAGACUGUGCCAGAUCUGGUUCAGAUCAUGAAAGGUCUGAUCAUAUCAAGUUAUUCCCCAGAACACGAUGUGGCAGGAAUCAGUGAUCCCUUCCUACAGGUGCGCAUUUUGAGGUUGCUGAGAAUACUCGGUCACAACAACGAAGUUGCCAGUGAUGCCAUGAAUGAUCUACUUGCCCAGGUGGCGACUAACACUGACAGCAGUAAGACUGUGGGCAACGCGGUGCUGUAUGAGACCGUUCUCACUGUGCUGGACAUCAAGUCAGAGAGCGGCCUCAGGGUUCUGGCUGUGAACAUUCUGGGAAGGUUUCUCUUGAACAACGACAGGAACAUUCGUUAUAUUGCCAUGACCUCGCUGCAGAAGAUUGUCAUGACAGACCAUAAUGCAGUGCAGCGCCAUCGGGGAACAAUCGUGGACUGCCUGAAGGACCAUGAUGCUUCUGUGAAGCGUCGUGCAUUGGAUCUUUCCUUGGCUUUGGUGUCAGCCAGCAACAUCCGCUCUAUGAUGAAGGAAUUGCUCCUCUUCCUCUCUUCCUGCCCCCUGGAGCUCAGGGCUCCGGCUGCCAGUGGCAUAUUUUAUGUCGCUGAGAGGUAUGCACCUUCUCAGCACUGGCACAUAGACACCAUCCUGCAUGUCUUCACCACGGCAGGGGGCGAUGUGAGAGACGAAGCAGUGCCCAACCUGAUCCAGCUCAUCACCACGGCCUCAGAGCUCCAUUGUUAUACCGUGCACAAGCUGUACAGGGCUCUGAUCAAUGACAUCUCUCAGCAACCCCUGGUCCAGGUGGCGUGCUGGUGUAUUGGAGAAUAUGGAGACUUGCUGUUGAGAGGAGAAUGUCAGGAAAUCGAGCCACUUCAGGUGACUGAAGAAGACGUCCUGGAUGCCUUGGAAACAGUGCUCCAGUCCCACAUGUCUUCUCCGGCAACCAGAGGUUUUGCUCUCACCGCCACAAUGAAACUGAGCACACGCAUCACUGAUAAUGUGGAUCGGAUCAGAAGCAUCGUCAGCAUCUACGGCAGCUGCAUAGAUGUGGAGCUCCAGCAGAGGGCAGUUGAAUAUAAUGCUCUCUUCAAAAAAUAUGAUCACAUGAGAGCCGCUGUGUUGGAGAGGAUGCCUGUGAUUGAAAAGAACUCUGGUCAGAUCAAUGGAGAAUCAACAGGCAAAGCUUUAAACAUGAUUGAGACAGACAAACUCAAGCAAGGGGAGGUGCUGCUGAGCCAAGAGCCUGUGAACAAGGUGAGUGAUCUCUUGGACUUGCUGAGUGAUGAGCCUCUGAAGUCCAGCACAGCACUUGGUCUACCCGCUAAGUCAACCAGCACUCCUGGUGUGGACCUUCUCGAUCUGCUGGGAGGAUUGGAGCCCUCCCCCCUUGCAGUAGCGCCCACAGUGACUGUGUACGAGAAGAACGGUGUGACUUUGACCCUUUACUGUGACAAACACGGAGACUCGUCUCUCACAGUCACACUCACAGCCUCCAACAACACCACGUCAGACAUCAGCAACUUCACCCUGCAGGCCGCAGUGCCCAAGAGCAUCCAGUUACACAUGAAGGCUCCCAGUGGAGACUCUCUUCCUGCACAGAGCACAGCUAAGGUGACCCAGGUGGUCGUCCUCAACAACCCCAACAAGGUGAACUUGAAGAUGAGGGUCCGCGUCUCUUACACCAGCCAAGGAUCAGCUUUUCAGGAUACAGUCCAAAUCGACACUUUUCCAAAACUGGGUGCUGCGUGACACUGAAGGCUGCGGGAUGAUCCAACAGCAUUAUGACAACUGUCUGUUGUUAAAAUGACAGACACUCCUGAUACUGGGUUUUAGUCCAGUCUACACAACUCCAGUUUAUUGUCAACCUGCCUGAACUGUACAUCAAACACCUUACCACCCCCACCCACCCCUGUGCCUUUCAUGUCUGAGAACUAAGAUUUUUUUUUUUAUAUAUAUAUAUAUAUAUAUAUAAACUGUAAUUCUAUUUAAUUCUGAAGACCAAGCAGUGAUGUCUGAUGAAAACAUGUUUUUAAUUUAAAAAUAUAUAUAUUAACUAGACAAUUGUUGAGUUGAAGACGCCUUUCAAAUUCGCUCAGGUGUAGCGGGUAUCUAAAAACUCGACAUUCGAACCUUUGGGCUUCACUCACACGAAUGUCACCCAGUCAUCCAAUUUACUGGCCACCACACAGACAAAUCACCUGUGAGAGGUGUGGCCUAAAGCAGUGGUUCACCAUCCUCUCCACUUGUAUCUAAGGCCCUGUUCAGACUGAGGUUGGCAAUCCAGCUUGAGCAGGAUUCGAACCAAGUCAGACUUGAGCCAGAUAGGUUUUAUCUGAGUGUGAACAGCGAUAUUCACAUUUAAGAUGAAUUAUUUUCUAUUUGAGAAGAUCUGAAUGCAAAUGUGGUCUGAAUCCGGCUGGCUCGGUGAUCAUGAUGUCAGACUUUCUUACGUCUGUGCACCCACAGCGUCCUCUCCAUGGUGGCAGCGUUCAGUGCGGCUACAAUGGAGAGGACAGCAAACAGCCUUUCUCUGCAGCGCCUUCUCACUAAGAGGAUCUGCUGGGUGCGUUCCUUUCCACGUUACAAGCCUGUGUGUCCAGAUCCACACUGACACACACACCCUCGAUCUUGUGUCCCGAUGCAGUAAAUUCAUACUGAAUUCUCCUGAAACUGUAAAUAAGUCAGCUUUCGUCGCAUUGGGUAUGGAUCCAUAUAUAUGAUGAUCAGGAUUUGAAAAACAAACAAGUCUGAAUGCUAUCCAGCUAGAAAGCAAGCCAGAUUGCUAAUCCGUCUGGACAGGACCAAAUAGAACCUGGGACCCACCCCCACACACAAAAACAGCAAAGUGAGUGACUCCAAAUUUUAUUGUUUUAGGCAGGGUGGCAAAAUUAACAUGACUUGUUUAUUCUCGUUUCCUUAAUCCAAAGGGGAAAAAGAUCUCAUCUUUUUAAUUGUCCAGUGUGUGUUGUUUUAAGAUGUGUACUUCUAAUUCUGACAAUCUCAGAUCAGACCCCCAGGAGGGAACCACGAAUCUAAACAAUCAGACCUUAUGAGGCCAUCGUUUGGAAUAAAAAAAAAACCCCUGCAGACUCAGUCCUUUGUGACACAGGCUGGGCCCAGACCAAAUAUUUUAAACUCGACAGCAUUCCAGUAAUUUAUUUUUGUUUUUAAACCUACUCCUGACGUUGUUCUACCUGGAUAAAUGGACAAAAGCUUUUAAUCAUUUUCAGUCAUACACUGACUUUUCCAGAACUGUACCUCCUUUUCUAUCGUUGACAAUAUUUUAACUUGCUGUUCAUGUUUUGUGUAUAGUGAUACAAGAAGAAUUAUGGAGAAAACCACUAUGUACAAGAUGUAUAUUUUAGAUAUUCAUUCUUAUAAACACUACAGGAACGGGCUGGAUUCUUUCCAAAAUAAUAAACUGAAUGAAAUCCUUCAGGGCAACAGACUGUAACAGAAGAUAAUUUAAGCUGUAAGAGGUUUGUGACAAAUCUGUCUUAAACACGAACCAGUUGUGCAACA
Molecule: messenger RNA, 4277 nt
Organism: Thalassophryne amazonica
Lineage: Eukaryota; Metazoa; Chordata; Actinopteri; Batrachoidiformes; Batrachoididae
Gene: ap1g2
Product: adaptor related protein complex 1 subunit gamma 2
Exons: 22
Coding region: 135-2504 (789 amino acids)
Biological process (GO): Golgi to vacuole transport; receptor-mediated endocytosis; intracellular protein transport
Cellular component (GO): Golgi apparatus; AP-1 adaptor complex; membrane coat
Molecular function (GO): clathrin-cargo adaptor activity
Source: RefSeq, a predicted model, not a curated record